Triticum dicoccoides is the source of this 990-nucleotide messenger RNA. RefSeq names its product ethylene-responsive transcription factor ERF110-like. The transcript has a single exon. Lineage: Eukaryota; Viridiplantae; Streptophyta; Magnoliopsida; Poales; Poaceae. Bases 2 to 649 code for a protein of 215 amino acids. Gene Ontology annotation, molecular function: DNA binding; DNA-binding transcription factor activity. Gene Ontology annotation, biological process: ethylene-activated signaling pathway; regulation of DNA-templated transcription. The record is from RefSeq and is a predicted model, not a curated record.
CAUGGGGGAGCAGUACCCGCACACGUACGCCGGCGGCGGCGGCGAGGCGGCGGCCGCGGAGCAGGCGAGCGUGCCGGAGCGGCGGUACCGCGGCGUGAGGCAGAGGCCGUGGGGCAAGUGGGCCGCAGAGAUCCGCGACCCGCACAAGGCCGCCCGCGUGUGGCUCGGCACCUUCGAGACCGCCGAGGCCGCCGCGCGCGCCUACGACGAGGCCGCGCUCCGCUUCCGCGGCAGCCGCGCCAAGCUCAACUUCCCCGAGGACGCGCGCCUCACCGCCCCGGCACCCACCGCGAGCGCAGCGCCGACGAUGGCCUCCUCGGCGGCCGCCUACCCCGCCAGCGCCGUCUCGGACUACUUGCAGUACCAGAUGCUUCUGCGCGCAGGGGGUGGCGGGUUCCCGCCGUACUACGGCGGCGGCGGCGGCGGCGGCAUCAGUGGCUCCUCUUCGGGGUCCUACUCGUUCCCGGAGUCCUCUGUGACGGUGGCCUCCGUGCCGUCCUCUGCGUCCUCUGCUUCGGGUUACGGCGGCGCGGCGGCGGAGCACGGCGACGCGGCGCAGUGGGCAUGGCCCGCGGAGACUGCAUGGACCUACCCGGCGACCACGGGCUCAUGGUCCGGUUCGAACCAGUAUCCGCCGCCACCUCAAUAGUGGUCCGUUUCUUGUUUACUUUUCUGCUUGAAGAAAAGAGUUGCUGUGACACUGGGAGAGCUAGCUCAGACGUGCGCCGAUGGUGUGAUGCCGUGCCGUUCAAAACUUGAACAUGCGCGCGUGCUGGAAGCCAGAGCACGCCACACCGCAGCACUGUAAUGUUCAUGUUCGUUCUUUCGCUUUGUUGAUGUUGAAAAUCAGGUUUCCCUUUUCCUUUUAAAUGAAGACGAAGGAAGGUUUGGUUUUAGACCAGCAUCUCCUCGCUUUUUUGUCGCUACGCUGAUCUGAUAAUAUCCUGGCAUAGACCUUUUUCAAAGAAAAAUAAAGAAAGGUUAUUCACA